AUGUCUGGACCUCAAUUCCUCCAUGCGGCUCCCGAUUAUGGGUAUCUUAGCCUAGACGGCCCCGAAAUGACAAUCAUUGAGUCGAAGGAAGAUAUAACUGUUGAUAUGGACUACAGGGUCAUCCUCCCUCGCAAUCCAGGAAUCCCCCUAUUCGACAGGAAAACCCUCCUCAUGAAGCUUCUCACCAAACAUGGUAACUGUGCCCCUUACCUCGACGACUUGUGCAACCCCGCGAUUGCGCGACGUACCUUCCGAUCCUAG
This is a messenger RNA of Coprinopsis cinerea okayama7#130, 261 nucleotides long. RefSeq lists its product as hypothetical. The transcript is spliced from 2 exons. The coding region runs from base 1 to 261 and encodes 86 amino acids. Lineage: Eukaryota; Fungi; Basidiomycota; Agaricomycetes; Agaricales; Psathyrellaceae. The record is from RefSeq and is a predicted model, not a curated record.